GCGCUGGAGCUGGGAGAGGGGCGGGCGCCAUUGUGCCUGGUGCAGGCACUUUUUCCGCGGGAGGAGGAAGGGUACGGGGAAGCCGGACGCUACGAGGAGGAGACGGAGACUCGCCCAGCGUCGUGCCUGUUGGGGGCCAGAGGGUUAUGUGCGUCGGAGACAACCUUAAGAAUGGAAUCCAAACCUUCAAGGAUCCCUAGAAGGAUAACUGUUGAGCCCUCCAGUUCUUCCUUAAGUGCUCGAACUGUAUCUGGAGGCAGAGGAAAUGGUAUGAGUGAUGCAUAUCACCCAAGAGAAUCUCCAUUCAGACUGAAUUCUGAGCAUCAGGAGUCCAAUCUGUUGCAUACUUCUGGUAGAGACUGGGGAUUUGGAGAAAGAGAAGCCCAUGAAACUCCAUGGAAAUUUACCAGUUCCUCUCCAACUCACUUCUCAGGAACAUUUGAGCGUCCAUGGUCUGGAAGCUUUUUGGGAAGUAGAAGCAGAUUGGCAACAUCAUCAUCACUGACUUCACCUUUUCAGUCUUCAUGGUAUGGUGAAUCUGAGAGAACCCAGGGGGCAUACCCAAGAUUGCAAAACCAGCAACGAGAACAUGAUUCAAAGAGGCCUAAGCUUUCCUAUACAAGUUGUACAACUACCUCAGCUGGGAGAAAUAAUGGAAGUGGUUUGAAUUCAAUAUCAGAUUCUUCUUGGAGACAUAGUCAGAUUCCCAGGUCUUCUUCAAUGGUACUUGGAUCACUGGGGACUGAAUUAGUGAGAGAAAGAAGAGAUCUGGAAAGGAGAACAGAUCCCUCUAUUAGUCUUAUGGAUUGUAGUCACAGGAGUGGUGAUUUUACAUCUUCAUCAUAUCUUCAAGAUAGAGUUGCUUCUUCAUAUUCUCAAGGAGCAAGACCAAAAGAGAAUUCACUGAAUACUUUGAGAUUAAAUACAUCAUCCAUGAACCGUCAAUGGCCUUCUGAACAUCAGUCCUCCUUUUAUUCCAGAGAACCAAGCAGAAAUUCUUCCAGAUCAAACUUUUCUCGAAGAGAAAUGGAAUCUCCCCAAAGGAGCGUACAGCAAGGUUUUUCUUACAUCCCAAAUAGAGAUGAAGCUCCUUCUGUUAGCAAUUCUGAAAGGAUUGGUUCAUCUCAAAGAUCAUUGGCUGAGCCUUCUAAUGACACUGAAGGAAGACGGACAACCAGGCAGUUGUUAUCUCGUCUAGCUUCUAGUAUGUCAUCUACCUUUUUUUCACGAAGAUCUAGUCAGGAUUCCUUGAAUACAAGAUCGUUAGAUUCUGAAAAUUCCUAUCUUGCCCCAAGAGUUCUGACUUCCACACAAUCUAGUGGUAGUGCAGCUUCAUCUUCUGAAGUUCCAGAUAAUAGAACACCUGAAUCUUCUCAGGGAUUUAGAUUUCUUAGGCGAAGGUGGGGUUUAUCAUCUGUUGGCCAAAAUCCUAACUCUGAGACUGGUUCAGAAAACUUUAGUCAAGAGUCUGAAAGUAGAAAUGCUGGUUCCUGGUUGUCCUCCUCUCUAAGAAAUAGAUGCACACCUUUAUUUUCAAGGAGACGUCGAGAAGGAAGAGAUGAAUCUACACGAAUACACACUACUGAUGUGCCAUCUAGACCUCAGCAUGUUUUGAGAAGAGAGUCUAAUGAAGAAGUUCACCUUGAAACACAAAAUGAGUCCCUUGGGACUACUGCCAACAGAUCACAAACCCCCACAGUACCCAGCAGUGCUGCUGCUUCUGCUGCUUCCACACCAGAUUUGGCUCACAGUGGAAGAAGUACAGGAAUAUCUGGAAUUCUUCCUGGUUCCUUAUUCCGAUUUGCAGUCCCCUCUGCGCUAGGAAGCAGUCUAUCCGACAAUGUCAUGAUCACUGUAGAUAUUAUUCCCUCAGGUUGGAAUUCAUCUGAUGGACAGAAUGAUAGAACUAAAACUCUACCUUCAAGAGAUCCAGAAAGGCUACAGAAAAUAAAAGAGAGUCUUCUUUUAGAGGACUCUGAUGAAGAAGAAGGUGAUUUGUGUAGAAUUUGCCAGAUGGCAGCUGCAUCCUCCUCCAACCUUCUAAUAGAGCCAUGCAAAUGCACUGGAAGUUUGCAAUAUGUUCAUCAGGAAUGUAUGAAGAAGUGGCUACAAGCCAAAAUUAAUUCUGGUUCAUCAUUGGAAGCUGUAACCACCUGUGAACUAUGUAAAGAAAAAUUACAGCUUAACCUAGAGGAUUUUGAUAUUCAUGAACUUCAUAGGGCUCAUGCAAAUGAACAAGUUAGUAUAUUUUGCCUAAUUUGGCGGAGUAUGAGUUUAUCAGCUCUGGUCUGUACCUGGUUGUGUUAUUGCAUUUAUGUGAACAAAGCUUUUCUGAUAUGCUGGGAACUGCAAGUGAAGCUAGCACGCGUGUCCGAUUUAUUAACCUUGCAAGAACUCUUCAGGCACAUAUGGAAGAUCUUGAAACCUCUGAGGAUGAAUCUGAAGAAGAUGGAGACCACAACAGAGCAUUUGACAUGGCCUAACAUCAUGUGGGACAAAUGAGCUGCAAACAAUUGAUAUAAAAUAAUUACUUUUGGGGGGGAGGGGAUGCUUAUUAAAAGUACAAUGAAUAUUACUACUUUUAUUUCAAAUGUUGCUGGCUUCAAACUACACUGCUACACCCUGAAACAUGGCCAGUGAAAAUGAUAUGUUCACAAACUGGCAGGUUCAUGUUGAUUUUCCCUUGAGGAGAGUGGGAAAGUAUUAGCUUUGUUUCAAGUAUUUAAUUCCCCUCCCUUCAUUUUGUGUUCUGAUUAUUGUAGUCAGAUUAUAUUUAUGGAAGAUUAUUCAAUUUCAGUUUUUUCCCUUGUUAGUAAAGAGAUUGGAUACUUUUGAACAUGGGAGGGAGAGGCGGGUAGGAAACAGCACAGGAUGAUAUUUUUCUGUUUAAACUUCCUUAAGUUGCAGUCUCAUUUUGAUAAUCGAUUCCAGUGUUUAAAAAAAAAAUGGAAGCAAGUGGAACUUUCUGAAAAGCUCUAGUAUUAGGUUUCUAAAACAGAUUUAAACUGUUAAUUCACUUAAACAGCAAUAAAAGAGGACAAAUGUUUAAAUGAUGGAAUUACUAUAUAUUGAUUUGAAAAUCAGAUUGUAUUUGAUAUAUGUGGUAUGCAGAUAUUCCAUUUAGGAAUAUUACAGCUCUAAAUUUUUAUUUCAGAAUUCUCUGCAGAAAUGCAACUUACCAAAAUUAUUGCAAUCUUAAGUAAGCUGUUAAUUAAAGUUUUUUAGAUCCCACAUUCACAGUUAAAACACUGGUUAUCAAUGUGUUUUUUAGUGUUGUCAUUUCUUUACAAAUAAAUACGAUGUAUAUAUAAUUGA
Messenger RNA from Vombatus ursinus (common wombat), 3315 nucleotides. RefSeq names its product E3 ubiquitin-protein ligase MARCH7-like. The transcript is spliced from 11 exons. NCBI's taxonomy places the organism in Eukaryota, Metazoa, Chordata, Mammalia, Diprotodontia, Vombatidae. The coding region runs from base 172 to 2502 and encodes 776 amino acids. Gene Ontology annotation, biological process: protein autoubiquitination. The record is from RefSeq and is a predicted model, not a curated record. Gene Ontology annotation, molecular function: ubiquitin binding; ubiquitin conjugating enzyme binding; zinc ion binding. Gene Ontology annotation, cellular component: nucleus.